This is a messenger RNA of Drosophila teissieri, 5722 nucleotides long. Its product is annotated as daxx-like protein. Gene Ontology annotation, molecular function: histone binding. The transcript is spliced from 4 exons. NCBI's taxonomy places the organism in Eukaryota, Metazoa, Arthropoda, Insecta, Diptera, Drosophilidae. Bases 305 to 5344 code for a protein of 1679 amino acids. The record is from RefSeq and is a predicted model, not a curated record.
UGCGAUGUUUUGGCAGCUCUAGAACUCUCCAAUUUGACAAUUGUGAGGAAUGAAUACAAACAAACACUCACGCAGUGCAUUCAGUAGGCGAGCGUAAUAAAUAUGUGGGAGAAUUCCCACAUAUAUAUAGUAUUCAGUGCCAGUGCCGAGAACUCGGAUCGAACACGGACGCGUCGUGCACAUAUGCGUGAAAAACUAGCUGGCAACAACGGGGGCGAGUCCAAAUGCGAAGAAAAGCCAGUGAAUCGCGCGGCGAGUAAAGUGAAUAAAUUCGGUGCAGACCACUGCCGUUUCGGGGCGAAUAAUGUCUGCGUCUGUGAUAUGUGUUGACUUGAGCUCGGAGUCUGAUGAAGAGUCGCCAGCCAAAAGACGACGACUCGAGGAUCCUUUGGGACUACUAACGCCAUCCGGUAGGCAAAGUUUGCCUGCCAAACUUCUGAACAUACCAAAAGCCUCCCUGGCAUCUCCGAUCGGAGUGCCAGUAGUAGGAACCGGACCUGCAAGGGAUCCGGUCAUAGCGGAUCCACUCCGAUCCAUGCACAUCCCCAGUGGAAUCACCGUCACCAAGCACCAGAAGAAUGUCCUCACCACAAAUGGAAACCUGACCAUUUCCCUGGCAGAGAGCAACAACAACACCACCAGCUUCAACAACAAUGUGACCCCGAAGCAGAUCAAGAUUGGCACCGGCCAGAAAGUGGCCUGGUCGGUGAGCAACAAGGCGCCCAGUCCGAAUGCCGUGAUAACCACCGUGCCCAGCCACCAAGUGAGGGUGACGCCGUUUAACCAGAUACGGCUUGCACCCGGGUCAAAAAUCAUCCCGGCGUCGAAAGCAAUGCCGGCAAAGAUUCAACCCGUUCUUGGGAUAGGUCAGCCUCAGCAACAGCCACAGGCCCAGCAACCGAAGGCCAUAAUAUUGGGUGUUACGAAGCCCAAAACUGCGGUGGGUCAAAUGGCGCCGCAGCAGCAGAAGGCGCUAUCGCUCCAGGUUCAUCAGAAAUUAGUUGCAGGACAGCAGCAACAUAUAGCUUCACUGGGUCAAUUGCAGCAGCUACAGUUGCAACAGCCGCAGCCACUUAGACCGGUGGGUAUUCAGCUGCAGCAGCAACCGAAACCACUGGGAAGCCCAUUGCCAACGCAGCAACCGAAACCACUGGGUGGCCAAUUGCCUACGCAGCAACCAAAACCACUGGGAGGCCAACUGCAAACGCAGCCAAAACCAUCGGUGGGAUCGCCACAACAGCCUGUUAAACAGAAUACGGCGAUUGGAGUACAGAUUCAGCAAAUACCAAAGGUUUUCGUGGGACAACAGCCGCAGAAGGUGUUCCUGGGGCAACUACAACAGCAGCAGCAGAAGGUGUUCCUAGGACAGCUGCAACAGCAGCAACAAAAUACGUUCCUGGGGCAACUACAACAGGAGCAACAGAAGACGUUUCUGGGUCAACUGCAACAGGAGCAACAGAAGAUGUUCCUGGGGCAACUACAAAAACAGCAGCAGCAACACCAACAGCAGCAACAGAAGAAGAUCGUCGGUCAAUCACCACAGCAAAAGGUUCCUUUGGGGCAACUACAACCACAGCAGAAGCUACCACAACAACUGAAGAAUUCACUGGUGCAACCAAAACAGCCACCCCCACAGCAACAGAAACCUUUAGUGAGCCAACAACAACAAAAAACAUCAGUGGGGCAAAUCCAGCAACAGCAGAAGAGUUCACUUGUGCAGCUACAACAGCAACCACAAGUGCAACAGAAAACUUCUGUGAUCCAGCAGCAACAGAAGACAUCAGUGGUGCCAAUCCAGCAACAGCAGCAGCAGCCACCACAGCGGAAGAAUUCACUGGUGCACCUACAACAGCAACCACCACAGCAACAGAAGACUUCAGUAGGGCAACUCCAGCAGCAACCACAACAGCAGCAACCACAACAGCAGCAACCACAACAGCAGCAGAAGACUUUAGCGGAGCAACUCCAGCAGCAAGCUCCACAGCAGCAGAAGACUUCAGCGGGGCAACUUCAGCAGCAACCUCAACAGCAGCAGAAGACUUCAGUGGGGCAACUCCAGCAACCGAAAACUUCAGCGGGGCAACUCCAGCAGCAACCACAACAGCAGCAGAAGACUUCAGCGGGGCAACUCCAGCAGCAACCACAACAGUCACAGAAGACUUCAGCGGGGCAACACCAGCAGCAACCAAAACAGUCACAGAAGACUUCAGUGAAGCAACUCCAGCAGCAACCAAAGUCUUCAGCGGGGCAACCCCAGCAGCAACCUCAACAGCAACAGAAGAAUUCAGUAGGGCAACAGCAGCAAAAAACACCAAAAGCGGCCGUAGUGCAACCGGCUACACCUCAAAGGUUACAACAGCAACGAGCAGCCCCAGGGCAACAGCAAAAGUUACCCGUCGGACAGCCCCAGUCGCAGCAGAGAACAAAUGUAGGCCUAAUUCAACAGCAACCGGUGCCACAGAAGAAAUUGGUAGGGCCAAUACAGCACCUACUAAAGAAUCCUUUGGUCCAAGCGCAGCUUCCAAAAACAUCGGUGGGCCUGCCGCGGCAACAACCUCUCCCGCUAAAUCCCUUGCUAGUGGCCCAACAGCAAUCACCAAAGGCGCAAUUGGCUAUACAAUUGCUAAACUCUGUGAUGGGCACACAGAUUCCACCGCAGCAACCGUCGCUUCCAGUUGUCAAUCAAAUAACACACAAAUCGAUGACAAUUCAGAGACUUCCCAUGUUACAGACUCCGCCUACGGGUCAAAAAAUUCUGCCAAAACAGAUAACUCCGCAGCAGACGCCACCACCCGCUCAUAUAGUACAAAAGCAGAUAAUGCCAAACGCGGCAAUGCCAAAUCCUCCGUUCGCACACCGUCCACCGAUAGUGAGACCCAUGACGGUAGCCAAGAUCACGCCUGUGCCUGCAAACAGCAAAGUCUGCUACCCAAUGAAAUCACAGGUAGCUAGAGCUGUCAGUCCCACAGCCGCAACUAUGACUGCAGCUCGUACUUUGCCCUUUAGAAGCUCACAGCACAAGGCAUCUGCGUCACCAAUGACUUCCACGCAUGUCCAGGGAUUCACAGCCAGUGCCGCACCUCCACAGCGCCUUCUGGCCACUCCACCGCAUUGUGCCGCGGCUUUGAAUGAGCCGCUGUUGUUAAACUUGCCGCCCACCACUAGCAUUACGCCCCAGCUAACGCCUACAACAACACCACCGCCCGCUGGACCAUCGGCUGGAGUUCAGCAACAGCAGCUUGCCAAGGCGGCAGCGUUUAAAUUGAAUUCGUUGCCCGGCGCGAGCAUUUCUCCAGUGAUUAGGACUCCUACGGCAAGCGUCAAGCGCAUCCAGCCCAUUACCGUGCUCAAGAAAUCAGACGAGGAAUGGCGAAGGCAUCUUGAGCAGCAGCAGCAGCAAAAGCAUCGCGUACCAUUGCAGUCCUCCUCGACGCCAACAAUUGUCCUAGUCGAAUCACCACCCACUACGCCGCCCACGGAUAAGCCGGAGACGGAUGCCAGGGAGGCCAGAGACCAAGUAGGAAUGGGCAAAUCAUCGAUCAACCCGAUUCCAACAGAUAAAAAACCCAGAUCAAUGAAAAGACCUGCAGUGGUGAUUACUCCCCCAAAGAAAACAGUUCCUGUGGUCACAGAAAUAGUGGAUUUAGAUGAUAUACCAGAGACCCCGCCAGAGAAGCGAAGGAAAGAAUGUUACACUCCCAUUAUGCAUGCAAACGAGGCAUCACCAGCAGCGAAUGCUCCUUUUACAACGGAGUACGCGGCACUUUUGAGGCUGUGCCGCGAGGUGGACAAAUCGGAUGUCAUGGAGGGUCUGGUAAGGGGAAAGUUGACCCAGUAUUACUACAGUGUGCCCGAAAGCUUCGUGAUGUCAUGUGGCUUUCGCAAGCUGGUCACAGUGGCUAUGGCGAGGAUCAGAAACGAGUCGGACCUGGUGUACGUACAUCUAAAGUACGUGGUGGAUGAGCUUGCAGCGCGGAUGGUGGCCAAAAUGUUUCCCACAAUACGGGCAACGCCGCCAGCUAUCCAGUUCCCACUUCCAAGAACAUUCACACCCAAGCAGCCGGAGAUGUUCAAGGCCCCGGAGCAGAUUGGGAUGGUGGGGAAAGAGCAGGACGAUGAUGUAGAGGAGGUGACAGUGGUGCAUUUGGAGCCCGUUUCUCGCGAAGAUAAACGGAGGGAUGAGCGCAUACGCCACUUGAACCGCACGCUGCAUGCUAUUACUAAGCGAAUCAAGAUGUUGGACGAUGCUGAAGUGGACUUGAACGACGAGGACUCCAGCUAUCUUCAGGUGGAGCGCUUCAAAAAGCGCGCCUGCCAAAUCUAUGAGAAAAUCUGUGAUCUAACCGGCGAGAGCAAGAGUGUUCGUCGUCAGCUUAAGAAGCCCAUCCAAUUCAAGGAUACGAACUAUCCAUACUUCAAUCGCAAGCUUUCGGCUUUUGUCAACAAGUUGCAUGAGUUUCCCGACUACCACGAUGUGCUUCAAAUUCUGGAACAGUGCAACAAGGAAAAGGAACUUGGACUAGCCAAGUUCGAGAUAAAGAGAAUCGCCUACGAUGCCUUUAACAAAGUCGGUCGAAUGCUGCAGUCGCGUCGAAAAAAUGAUCUUUACGAAACCGUCACACAUUUUACGGCGAACGGAAAAGAUCCAGCGUCCAGUGAUCCUGAGCUGCUAGCCAAGCUGAAGGAAAACAACAAAAAGCAAACCAAAAUAAGUGAUGUCUUAGAAAAGUAUGCCCUCGAGCAGGAUCUCAAUGCGGAGGAGCGUCAGGAGGCGCGACUCAAGGAGAAAAAGUUGAAGCAGGUGAAAGCUGACGAGGAGGCCGCCAAGCUGGCAGCUUUGUCGCAAGACGAUGACCAGCCCUGCACAAGUGCUCAGGCAGCAGCCAAGGCGGCUGCUCUCGCCGCUUUAAAGAAGAGUCCAGCAGCUCGUGGAAAGGUGAUUGGAAGAAGGCGCCCCAUUAAUGGACGGAUCUUUAAUAUCGACGACGACGGAGAUGACUCGGAGGAGGAGUCGGACACGGAGGACGACGAUGUUGACGAAUUUGUUAAUAACUUCCAAGCGAACGGUGAUGUGAGUGAUGCCGACUCCGAAGUGGAAGCAGUUACAUCACCAAAGAAAGAUGCCUUGCCGCUCGCCGAGGAGGAUGUGAUAGAUAUAACGAGAGACGAGACUGGUAAAAAGAAUGACGAAGCCACGCCCAACGGCAGGCUUAAGAUUAUGUCCGUCUCUAGUCUGAACGCCAAUUUCGUCCAUGGGCAGGAUCCGCUCAGAAAACCCAAUCCCAUGCCGUGUGCUAAGCCUGUCAUUGCUGACCAGAUUAUCAUUUCGGAUGAGGAGUCAUAGAAACAGUUUUACCCGCAGCCCUAGUUAAGUUAUUUAUUCAAUAUGUUCAGUUUGUUUCUGAAUACGUUCGGUACACUACGUGUACCUUUUUCUACCCUCCUUACUAACAAAAAUGCGGUGGGAUCGAAUAGUUAUUUUCCAACAUCAAUUAAUAACUUGUUUGUGUUUAUCCAAAAGAUUAUAUAAAAUUCGAACGACUAUUGUUGUUUAAAAAUGACUGUCGCCCUUACAUUUUUGUGGUUGCUAUGUUACCAGUUCCACCACGCUUAUUUAUUGUAAAGUCCCCUACCUUUGGGUACAAGCCACAAAACUACGGUAGUGUAUAUACGGAAUACUACUAGUCUAAGUUAGUCGUAGAAAAUAAACAGAACGAUGAGA